Messenger RNA from Trichoderma aggressivum f. europaeum, 306 nucleotides. RefSeq lists its product as uncharacterized. The transcript has a single exon. The record is from RefSeq and is a predicted model, not a curated record. Lineage: Eukaryota; Fungi; Ascomycota; Sordariomycetes; Hypocreales; Hypocreaceae. The coding region runs from base 1 to 306 and encodes 101 amino acids.
AUGGCCAGGAACCGCAUCAUCUUCUGGGACGGCCUGUGGCGUCACAAGACGGCCAAACAGGCCCCGGUUCCGAACUCCGGCACGACGUGUGAGAAGCGCAAGGAGAGGUCCGGGCAGGACGCCGCGCCCGACUGGAAAUGUCCGUUCCGGGACCUGCUGGGGUGGAUGGUGGAGUUGACGUAUGUCAUUGACACGAAGCCGUGUGCCGAGUGUAGACACAAGUGCAAGGCUCGCUUUGACAAGAGGAUCGAGGAGGAAGAAAGGGCAGCUGAGCGGGAAAGGCAAGGGGGGGAUAUACCACAGUGA